Messenger RNA from Paramecium pentaurelia, 1075 nucleotides. Lineage: Eukaryota; Ciliophora; Oligohymenophorea; Peniculida; Parameciidae. The record is from the annotation of a GenBank genome assembly.
AUGGAGAAAUUAACAAUAGAUCAUUUUACACUCCUUAAGGUAAUUGGAAAAGGGUCUUAUGCUAAAGUAGUACUAGUGAAAAAAAAUGUAUGACUUGAUUCUUUAAACUUAGGAUAAUAAGGAAAUUUAUGCUAUGAAGAUUUUAAAGAAAAAAAAUAUUGAAAAAAGAAAAUAAGAAGACCAUGUCUUAGGAGAAAGAAACAUUCUAGUUGAAGUAAAGCAUCCAUUUAUCAUAAAAAUGUUUUAUGCUUUUAAAAGUGAUGUGAAAUUAUACUUUGUUCUUGAAUAUUGUUCAGGAGGAGAGUUAUUUAAUUUAUUAUAAAAGCGUAAAGUAUUUACAGAAGAUCAAGUAUAAUAUUCAAAUAUCAUUUAAGGCAAGAUUCUAUGCUGCACAAAUUGUCUUAGCUCUUGAACACUUACAUAAUCAUGAUAUCAUCUAUAGAGAUCUUAAACCUGAAAAUGUUUUGAUUGAUGCAUAAGGUUAUAUUAGAAUUACUGAUUUUGGAUUGUCAAAACGAAAUGUUAAAGGUACCAAAGAUGCUUAAAGUGUUUGUGGUACUCCUGAGUAUUUGGCUCCUGAAAUUUUAUUAAAAUCUGGUCAUGGUAAACCAGUUGAUUGGUGGACUUUAGGAGCAAUCAUAUAUGAAAUGUUAUCAGGAUUUCCUCCAUUUUAUACUUAAAAUAGAGAAGAAUUAUUUGAAAGCAUUAAAUUUGCAUAAUUAAAAUAUCCAGUAAGUCUAACACCAGCAUGUAAAUCCUUAUUAGAAGGAUUAUUUUCUAAGAAUCCAGAUAAAAGAUUGGGAAGUAAGGGAGCUUAAGAAAGUAAAUGUAAUUCUUAUAUGUUUAGUUAAGGAUCAUCCUUGGUUUUUAAAUGUAAAUUGGGAAACUUUAUUGAAAAAACUAUAUAAGCCACCAUUUAUCCCAUUAGUGAAAAGUGAAGUAGAUGUUUCAAACUUUGAUCCAGAAUUUACUGAGUAGCCAUUGGAAUCACAUGAUCCAAAUUCGUUAUCGAUUGGAGGUGAAAGCAUUGGUUAAAAAUAUUAAGAUUUUACUUAUGAUGCUAAAUUGGAAUGAU